AUGCCUGUGUGUGUCUGCUUAGCUUGCGCCUCGUUUCCUCCUGCGCUUCCUGGCGCACCGGGCUUCCGCCGUCCCCCGAUUCGCCGAGAGGCGCAUGACGGGAAGCCCGGGGUAGGGCAGUUGCGAGGAGCAGCAACAAGAUCAAGUGACUGGAGGCCUCUGUCCCUGCAACAUCGGAUCCAGUAAGUAGCACAACAUGCAUUUUAUUUUACUUUAUUUCCACGGAGGCCAAAAUCGGGGGGUUGGAACGGCGAAGUUUCCAGAGCUACCCGGCGCGUCUUGGGGUUCGUUUCAUCGUCUGGGCUGUUGUAUCAGUUGCAGUGAACUUCAGCGAUCCGGUGGGGCUGACAUAAGUGCCACAACUCCCUGGGGCUCUGGGUGCCCGAGCACCCACAAAAUUCCCCACGAAGGGGCCGGGCACCCACAAAGUUCGGUGCCAGAGCCAUGCGCGCUGCAUGGCGCCCACUUCCCCGGGCACCCACGGUCGCGGAGCCAAGCUAGCACUCCUGGAGGCUGGUUGGUAGGUAGGGGCGGAGGGGGAGAGAAGGUUGUUAUUGAGGUUCCCCCCCCUUGCUGUUUUCUAAUAUCUUCCUCCUAAGGGUGAAUUUGGAUCAGUGGGUUUGGAAGCAAGGCGAAGGCAGGAUGCGAUUAACCGUUAUUGUCCGGCCCUGCUCUGAAAAGCAGAUCUCAUCGAGAACUUUGCUCUGUUUGCUUUCUUUCUUUCCGAAGGACGGUUUGGGAGGGUGAGAGGCGAUUUAAACCACAGCACCUCACAUGACCUCUCAGAUCUGUGAGCUAGCGUGUUUUAGAAAGAGUAGUGGAACAACCAGAAACUGCUAUAAUGUUGUCUUUAGCUGAUCUUUCUUUCUCUUAUAAUUGUUCCUUUGCGUGGCAAAAUAACAUGGCCUGGUAAAAUUUUGGCUUGUUAGACAGGCGGUUCUCAUGUAUUAACAGGAACCUGAUGAAAAGUAAACGGCUCUUUGCUUAUCAUGUGCAUGUUACAGCCUGAAAUGCAGCUGUUCCUUUUUCUCAAUUCAAUGCUCAAUGCUUGUCUGAGAGGGGGGGACAUAUCAAAAACACAAUAGAAAUGACAGGCUAGACACAGCAUGAAGAUAGAUUGUGAUUAGUGUUGUCCGCUGUGUGUUGCUAAAACUUUCUGAAGUUAUCUCCUCUUCCUUAACUUGCUCUCUCUCUUCUCUCCCCUUCUCUGAAAUCAAUAAGGGUCCCUAAACUCAACAAGGCUUCCUUAUGAGUAAAGUGCUCAAUAGUUAAGGGGCUACAGUGGUACCUCUAGUUAUGAACUUAAUUUGUUCCGGAGGUCCUUUCUUAACCUGAAACUGUUCUUAACUAGAGGCGUGCUUUCGCUAAUGGGGCCUCUUGCUGCCACUGUGCCGCCGGCACACGAUUUUCGUUCUCAUCCUGGAGCAAAGUUCUCAACUCGAGGGAACUCUUCCAGGUUAGCGGAGUUUGUAACCUGAGGCGUUUGUAACUCGAGGUACCACUGUAAUUGAGCUGAAAGUGUAGAACAUGAAAGCAAGACACUUAGGUAGAGUAUUUCAAUAUGCAUCUCCUGAAAUAAGUAAGGCUGGAACCAAAUAAACUGCCAACUCGAAAAACAAAAGAAAACCAUGUCAAGGCAAUCUAAGGGCAAAUGCAUCAUCACAAAACCGUAAAAAUCAUGGUCAUAAAACACUAAAAUGCUGAACAAGUGACCAUUUGUUGGCAUGGGAUUCUUCACCCAUGAUUAAGAGGCAUGCAGUAGUUGCAUGGGGCCUGAGGAGGGUGGAGUUGGCAGAAUUGUGCCCUUUUGUCAUAUUAUAUUAUAGGAAAUGGGUCACUGCUCAGUGACCCACUUGCAUGUGGACAUUUCCACCUUUGAUCCCUGUCAUCUCCAGGUUAAAAGGAUCAGGUAGCAGCUGAUGUGUGGAACUUCUGCCAUUGCCACUCAGAGGAGACGUUUCUGGGCUGAGUGGACAAAUAGUCUGAAGCUGUAUGAUUUGUGUGUGUGUGUGUCUGUGUGUGUGGUGGAGAGGGACUCUUCAGCUGAACUGUUCAAGAUAUUUCCUGCUUGGUUGUAUUCAUAGCUGCUCUUGCUUGUUCAUCAGAUAACUACAGUGUUUUGUUUUGUUUUGUUUUGUUUUGUUUUGUUUUGUUUUUGCCAGCCUUGGUAACUACUGCUUUCUAUAUGGUAUUUAAACAAACACGGUAAAAGUUGUUUACAAAUGCAGAAAUCACAAUUGAAAGCGGGACAACUGGUUAAAAAAAAUUCUCCAAAAUGGUUACAAACAGCGCUUAGAGCUUUUAUACAGAUGCGUUUUAAGCUAUAUUCAGUUAAGACCAUAAUCUGAAUCACACUUGUGUGGAUGUAUGUAAUAGCUUGCUAAAUGAGGCCCUACACACCAAGGACUGGUAAAAAGCCCUUGCGGAAGAACACGUCAGUGUCCUUUACCUGUCAGUGUAAUAAUAAUAAUUUUAUUUUUUUAUAUACCACCCAUCUGAUUGGGUUACCCCAGCCACUCUGACGGCUUCCAGCAAAAUAUAAAGAACGCAAUAAAACAUCGAACAUUAAAAACUUCCCUGUACAGAACUGCCUUCGGAUGUCUUCUAAAAGCCAUAUAUAUAGUUGUUCAUGUGUUUGUUUAUCUGAUGAGUAAACCUAUAGGCCGCACCAAGCAGAUUCUCUUCUCUGCCCCUAAAUCCUUUCCCUCUUCGGUUUGCCUCCUGGGAUCCACGUCACAGCCAGUGGAUUUAGAUAAAAAGAAGUGUAUGUUUGCAUUACAGGUGAAUGCUGUAAAAUAGGAUACGGUUGGUGUCACAACUUUCCAGCAUUUGGAUUUGGGGCCAUGUUGGCAGGGCCUGAUGAUGGGUGACAAGGAACCCUGUCAUUGGCCCUGACCUUGAUGGAUCCAGAUGUUACCUGGAAGGAAGUAGGCAGGGAACGUGGGAAAGCGGUUAAUUGUGCUGCUAUUGCUAAUGCGUGCAUCAUCGCUUGAUUGCAAGUUGUUAGAGCUACUAGUGAGGCAUGAGUGUGUAUGUGCCCACAUGCCUUGGCACACAAACAUGCCUAUAGCUUUCUACAGUGGAACUUAAUUCGUUCCAGAGGUCCUUUCUUAACCUGAAACCGUUCUUAACCUGAGGUACCACUUCAGCUAAUGGGGCUUCCUGCUGCCGCCACACAAUUUCUGUUCUCAUCCUGAGGUAAAGUUCUUAACCCGAGGUACUACUUCCGGGUUAGCGGAGUCUGUAACCCGAAGUGUUUGUAACCUGAGGUGUUUGUAACCUGAGGUACCACUGUAUAGCUUUCCUCUUUGUUUUCCUCUGCAGAUGGCAGCGUGUAUUGGGCCACAGCUAA
This is a messenger RNA of Podarcis lilfordi (Lilford's wall lizard), 3352 nucleotides long. Lineage: Eukaryota; Metazoa; Chordata; Lepidosauria; Squamata; Lacertidae. The record is from the annotation of a GenBank genome assembly.